Molecule: messenger RNA, 1667 nt
Organism: Panicum virgatum (switchgrass)
Lineage: Eukaryota; Viridiplantae; Streptophyta; Magnoliopsida; Poales; Poaceae
Product: protein IQ-DOMAIN 1-like
Exons: 4
Coding region: 149-1387 (412 amino acids)
Molecular function (GO): protein binding
Source: RefSeq, a predicted model, not a curated record
CUUCUCCUCAUCCUCCCCCAGUCCUCUUUCCUCUCCCUUGACCACUGUCCCCACGCAACCCAGCGGAAGCUUCUGUGGAGCAGAGAAAUAAGGGGUUGCAUUGCACCUUGACCUCGCAUUGCAUUGCAUCUUGCACUUGACGGGGUCGAUGGGGGCGUCGAGCAAGUGGAUCAAGUCGCUGGUGGCCCUCAAGGCGCCGGACAAGGCGGCGGGGCACAAGGGCGGGCGCAAGUGGCCGCGGCUGUGGCGGAGCGCGUCGUCCGCCGCGUCCAGGGCCAGCGCCGGCGACGGUGGCGCGCCGGCGUCGGAGGCGUCCUCCGCGUCGGGCGACUCGUUCAACUCGGUGCUCGCGGCCGUCGUCCGCGCGGCGCCCAGGGACUUCCGGCUCAUCAGGCAGGAGUGGGCCGCCGUCCGCAUCCAGACCGCCUUCCGCGCAUUCUUGGCGAGGCCGGCGUUGAAGGCGCUGAGGGGCAUCGUGCGGUUGCAGGCCCUGGUGCGCGGCCGGCUCGUGAGGAAGCAGCUGGGCGUCACGCUCAAGUGCAUGCACGCGCUCCUGCGGGUGCAGGAACGCGCAAGGGAGCAGCGGGCGCGCUCCACCGCUGCCGGCCUCGGUUCCCAGGACGCGUCGCUCAACGGCCGUGCCACUUCUACCAAAGACGCUGAGGAACAAUGGCGUGACCGUCAAGGUUCUUUUGACGAAGUAAAAUCAAAAUUACACGUGAAGCAUGAAGGUGCCGCAAAGAGAGAAAGGGCAAUUGUCUAUGCUCAUUUUUAUCAGCAUCGGAGUUCAAAACACAGCGGAAGACCAAGCUGUCCUGCUACAUGUGUUAGAAGCCAUGAGUCUAACAGUUGCAAUCACAACUUGAGUUACUUAGAAGGAUGGAUGGCAACUAAACCAUGGGAAACCAGACUUAUGGAGCGAAAUCAUACCGACUCGCAGUUCGCGAAGAACUGUGAGGAUCUGAACCUGGCUGUAUCUAAGCAUUCUGAUGCUAGCUCGGUGAAAAUCAGAAGGAACAACGUCACAACCAGGGUGGCAGCCAAGCCUCCUUCAGUUCUGUCUGCCUCUUCCGACUUUGUGUAUGAGGAGUGCUCUCCAUCAACAUCCUCAGUGACUCCAGUGUCUGCUACCACCAGCGUCUUAGCAUCAGAAGCAAGAUCAGACAGUGGCCAUGUCAGAGGACCAAACUACAUGAAUUUGACCAAGUCUGCCAAAGCAAGGCUACAUGGUUGCAGCAGCCACAGAGGAUCAUUCCAGAGACAGCGAUCCGGGGACAUACCCAUGGUGUCUCUCUCUCCAAUCGACACCCAAAGCAACGCUAGCUCAGAUAUUUCAGCGACCUCAAAGAGACUGAACAAGGAGAAUGACGAUAUCCUGGCUCCUUGAUCAAUGGGCAACAAAUCUUAACCACAUAUAUAUUUCUUCCAGCUAUCAUCCUAGUUUAUUGUCAGCUGUACACAUCCAAUUCAACAUGCUAGUGGUUUGGCACCCCAAACCAUGACUGAACCGAACCAUUUCAUAAUAUAUAUUAUAACACUCCAAACCACCCCACUCCGCUAUCUUCCAAAAUUAAAUUAAACCAAACUGCAUAAAACAUCUCAACCAAAUUAGACCAGCCCACCUCCGACCCCACAGUUUCAACCCACCUCCAAACCCACUGUUUCAA